AUGGAAAUCGAUAAACGUAAAUUUGUUUCUGAUGAGGAGAAUCAACCGAGUUCCUCUAAAAGAAGGGUGAUUGGCCCCACCUUACCCCCGGCAGCGCAAUCCCCCGAAUCUAGGGCCUCAUCUGCUGAGAGCGAAACGGACAGUGAUGAUGAUUUCGGACCCAGCAUGCCUCCUCCACAUGGUGUCUCCGAGGAGCCCAUUCAGACACCAAUACCUGAGUUGAAUUCAAUCGCAUCCGAUCAUGAGAAGAAGGAGAGUCAACGGGAUCAAUGGAUGCUACACCCACCUGAGCAGAGCGAUUGGGCGACUAAAAUCGACCCCACGCAAUUGCGGAAUCGGAAGUUCCAAACCGGAAAGUCUGCCCGCACAUCAGCAACGAAACAGGUUGAUGCUUCGUGGGUUGAAACCCCCGAGGAGAGAAUGCGACGGCUUGGGGAUGAGGUGAUGGGCGUGGGGGGCCCUUCUAGAAGUUCAAGCAAACCAUCCUCUACUUCUGAGGCGCGCCGAACUCAAUCCAUGGAAGAGCAAAUCAAAAAGUUCAAUGGCCAAAGUAAGAAAAUCACCCGUCUAGAAAAACCGGAUCAUGAGCGUAAGGAGGUUGAGGAUGACCCUUCUGCACGUGUUUUUGAUCGAGAAAAGGAUAUGGGGAUUUCAUCUAAGAUCUCUAGUGCACAGCGCCGGGAGAUGGUGAAUCGAGCCAGCGAUUAUGGCUCGCGCUUUAGCAAGGGGAGUUUUCUCUAG
This is a messenger RNA of Penicillium longicatenatum, 741 nucleotides long. Its product is annotated as GPALPP motifs-containing protein 1. Bases 1 to 741 code for a protein of 246 amino acids. Lineage: Eukaryota; Fungi; Ascomycota; Eurotiomycetes; Eurotiales; Aspergillaceae. The transcript has 2 exons. The record is from RefSeq and is a predicted model, not a curated record.